Python bivittatus (Burmese python) is the source of this 7264-nucleotide messenger RNA. Lineage: Eukaryota; Metazoa; Chordata; Lepidosauria; Squamata; Pythonidae. The record is from RefSeq and is a predicted model, not a curated record.
GGCUGGCGAGAAAGGCAAGGGGAUGAAGCUCUGGCGGGGUUGAAGGGGGGCUCCGCCACUCCCGUUGAAACAGGGAAAGGAACGGCAGCCUCGUCACUUCACUCCGAUGGGGUAUACUUAGGAAGAGCUUAUAAUGGGAACAGAGGAGGAGGAAGAUGGAAUGACACUUUCUAAUCUAUAUGGCAUUUCUCCUUGCGAAGGAGGAGAUGGCGACGAGAGUUCUGUGGAUAUUUAUGAUGGCUUAGACAGCACUCCAGUUGUUUCUAUCAAUUGUGCUACAAAAGUGCCAAUCAGAAGUAGUUUAAACCUAUUUGAUGAAAUCCUGAUUGAGGAAGAAACAGCCAAGGAAGCUACUUUCAAUGAAUUGCAGGCUGAACAUGAGAAAUGUAAGCAACAACUUCAAGAGUUGACGAAGAAGCUUCAGGAAAUACAAGAACAGAAUUCUCUUCUAAAAAGUGAAAAUCAGUCCCUUAAAAAGAAUAUUUCAGCACUUAUCAAAACAGCUAGAGUGGAAAUUAACCGCAAGGAUGAAGAAAUCAGUAAUCUGCAGCGAAGGUUAAUGGAAGCUCCAGUUCAUCAGAGUACCUACAGUAGAACAUAUACAAGGAACUUCGAAGGAUCAAAACCAAAAAAUAAAUCCAGAGAUUUCAUUCCAGAAAAUAAUUCAAAAGCAGAUCCUAAAAGUAAACAAGAAUUAGCCAAAGAUGUAUCUCAUAACUAUUCAUCUUGGGAUACAGAAAAUAAGAAAUUUCAUUUAGAAAAAAAAGAUACUUCUUAUAUAUCUCAAUCUCAUCCUGAACAGCUUCACAGAGAUGGUGUUCAAACAAAGCUGAUAAAAGUUGACAGCUCUUGUGAUAAAGAAAAGGGGAAGAGGGAAAUGAAAGAUAAUGAACAUUAUAGUAAGGAUAAUGACUGCAGAUACAAAAUAAAAACAUACAGAAAUGUUGGAAGUCCUGUUGAUGGCAUAGUGGAUGCUCCUGGAAAGUCACAAGUUAACCCAGAAAAAUUAAUCAGAAAUGGACUGUGGAAAGAUAGAAAAGACUUAAAAGUCAAAAGCAGUUGGUAUGAAGAAAAAAGAACCGAUAAUGUCUCUUCUACUAAGGAAAAACAAUCAGUUCCUAAGGACAAAUUAAUGCUUAAAACUGAACACAUUAGUGAUGAUAGGGUUGAAAAAUUACAAAUCAUAAACCAGAAGGACUUAAAAACACAGAACAAAGAGGAAAGCAGUAGUAGACAAAAAAACAGACAACCCAAUAGAUAUGUAGAACAACAAAGAACUGGUAAAGUUACUAAUCCCCCCGAAAAUAAUACACUUGUCAGAAAUCCUAAAGAAUUAAGUAAAGGUUACAUAGAGGACAAUAAAAUAAAACAUACUGAUUGUAGGAAAAAUAAAGGAACAGAUGAUCCUGGGCUCCAAGGAGGGAAGUCAUCAUUGCCACACAGUUCUAAUAGAGAGAGAAAACCUAGUAACUCAAAGGAAGAUAGCAGAAAAUGUGAAUUUGAACGCACCCAUUCAAAAUCAGAUAAAUAUCGAACAGAAGCAGAAAGGAAAAAUGAAAGAGACAAACCUAGAGAAAGCAGAAAUUCUCGAACUGAAAGACGAAAUUCAAAAGAAACUCCACAAAAGAUAGUAAAAGAAAACAUUAAGAUAAAAGACAGUGUGAAGAGAGAGAAAAAGAAAUCCUUUCCACCCAAAGAAAUUGCCAAGAUAGUUGAGGUUAUGGACAAGCAGAUGCCCACUAAGAUGGAAAGGGAUGAAGAGCAAUCAAAAAGCAAAGACUUAAAAUUGAGCUUCAUGCAGAAACUAAACUUAACUCUAUCACCUGCUAAGAAACAGACAGACAAAUCCAAAAUAGCAGCAGAGACUACUAACGAAUGUGAGAUGGAAGGUCCAAGUCAGGAAAUAAUAUUACUACCCACUGAACCAACUAAUGCCACUAGCGAAGCAAAAAUGCCUUUGGGACCAAUCCAUAACAGUCCCCUUCAAACCAAUUUGGAAAAAAUAGCAUAUGUUUCUGAGAUCAAAGCAAAUCAGCCAAAUGAGACUCCAGCAGAAAUUUUGGAUAUUAAGCCACCUAAAGCAUCCCCACAAAAUGCAACACUGCAGCAUGAAUUGAUUGGUAAUGAGAAACUCCUCCAUCCUCCUGAGAUUGAGAUGCAGGGAUCUGAGGAAAUAUGUGUGGCACCUAGCCUAGCAAAUCCCAUGGAUCCAGAUACACUGUUAGAUCAUUCUUUCAAUGACCUGGAGACUGUAAGUUCUGUAGAUUUUGAUACAUUUAGUGUAAUAGAUGAGAUCAAUGGGACGGAUUCAGACUCAUCCAUGACAAAAGAAGAAUCCAGUAAUUGUGCAGAUAAAAAGAUCUUGGAGUGCUCUGAAAAAGAAAGCAUAUCUCCUCUUCAUAAGACUACUAUAGAAGAUGAUAAAAUACUAUGUGUAAAUAUUUCAAUAACUGACCAAAAAGCUGAAAAUUCGAAUCCAAGCUUUCCUGAUCAUGGAAACCAAAUGGAAUCAUGCAAUAAAGGGUUAAAUGCUACAUCUCAGACAAGAGACUCAAAUCCAGUUUCAGUUGAUGAUGAUAACUCAGUACUGAGCAUUGAUCUAAAUCAUAUGAGGUACAUCCCAAAAGCAAUCAGCCCUCUUAACAGUCCAAUACGACCCUUGGGUAAAAUCUUCAGAAUGGAAAGCUCUUACAAAGGACCCGUGACAACUUAUAAUACAGAUGUUGCUCCAGAUAGUGCAGUUGUUUAUCUGGGGAGGAACCAUUCAAGUGAACUCAACAAAGAAAAUCAAAAGCCACUUUGCAGUGAUCACCAAAUCUUAGAAGAGUCUCAGCUAAGCAUGUCUUCAGAUGAAUUAGAAGAAGGAGAAAUUGUAAGUGAUGCUGAUGAUGAACCUAAAAUAGAAAGGAAAUCUGAAAAUAGUAAAAAAUUGAAAAGAAAAACAUCUCCUGAGAGAUCUAAUACAUCCAAGAAUACAUGCAACCACAAGGCCAAAUAUGUACCUUCCAACGAAGGUCCUGGAAAAUUGGCCUCUGGGAAAAAAAGUAAAGAAAAGCCUAAAGAUGGAACCGCAAUCUUCUCAAAGGAAAUGAAGAAAAAUAAAGCUGUGAGCAUUGAUUGUCUUGAAAAAAUAGUUCAAAUUACUGCUGAACCUUCUACUCUACAUGAAUUUAUGCAGAUGCUCAAAGCUAUAAGAAAACAAGUACGGAAAAACUAUAUGAAAUUUAAGAUACAGUUUCCAAUACAGCAGUUUCAUAAAAUAAUAGAUUCAUCAGUUCUGAAUUUUACAUCUUUGGUAAAAUAUAUUGACUUCUCUAAAAUGUGUAAAUCAAAUGAGGCCAUAAAGAUAAAUCUCUGUGAAGUUAUAGAAUCUGAACUCAGUCAGAUUAAAAAAAAUACUGCAAUAGAAUAUCUAUUUGAGAAGCAACAAUCAGAUAUGAAGAAAAAAUUGUGGAAACUUGUGGAUGAACAACUUGAUUUUCUGUUUGAUAAAAUAAAAGAAAUUCUCCUAAAGCUGUGCAAUUUGAUAAGUUUGGGAAAUGAGAAUGAUGAUAGUAAGCGUGGCAAAAGAAGGAAAGAAAGCUCAAAAUACCUUGUCAAUAAUAAAAUUGACAGACAGAAAUCAAAGAAACCAGGCUUAAAUGCUAGAAUGAAAAAGCUGGAAGAAUGUGUCCUUCCAAAACCAGUUAUAGGUAACUGUCUGUCUAAGGCAGAUCACCAGGAAACAAAUAAAAUAGCUACCCACAAAAAUAUAGUUACAAAAUAUAAAUAUUCCCAUACAGAUAGCACAACACAUUCUCACCCUGAAAUUGCACAUUUUAAGCAGAAUUCCACAGAGGAUACUGCUUUGAAAACUGGAAAAUACGAAAAGGAGGGAUUGGAUAUGAUUGGAGAUCCUCACAAAUCUGAUAUCAGCUGUGGACCUCUAACAGAACAACAGAUGUCUGGGCUGACAUUCAAUUUAGUUAAUGACGCUCAAAUGGGUGAAAUGUUCAAAAGUUUAUUACAAGGCUCUGGCCUUUCAGAAAAGAGCGUUGACUUCAUUGAUGAAAAUCAGUGGGAAUUCAGAACACCAGAAAAACAAAUUCCAGAAGGUCAGAACUGUGGAAAUAAUCCUGCAUAUGAGACUGAAGAAACAAUUUCAAAGGAAAUCCAGGUAGAAUCAAGAGUACUUGAUGGCAUUAAGUGGCCCAUAGUUUCACCUGAAAGAGAUUCAACAUUUUUAGCUAGAUUGCAAAUGCCCAUUGAUCCAAAUAUUCUAGAUGAAAGCUGUAUGUUUGAAAUUCCUACUAGCCCUACCUUGAAGAAAGGUGAGGUAUGUGUUUUGGAAAAACCAAAAUCUCUUGUUUCUUCUAUUCUUUUGGAAGACCUAGCAGUGUCAUUGACUAUUCCCUCUCCUUUGAAGUCAGAUGCUCAUCUUAGUUUCUUGAAACCUGACGUAUUUGGAUCAGUUCCUGAAGAUGUUCUAAAUGCACACUUCAGUGAAGAUGCUCAUCUAGAAGAGGAGGAUGCUUCUGAACAAGACAUCCAUUUGGCUUUGGAAUCUGAUAAUUCAAGCAGUAAAUCAAGCUGUUCUUCAUCAUGGGCAAAUAUCCCUGCUGCUCCUGGAUUUCAGUAUUGUCCAAGCCUUCCAAUGCAGGCAGUAAUAAUGGAGAAAUCAAAUGAUCACUUUAUUGUUAAAAUAAGGCGUGCUGCACCAUCUACCUCUCCCACUGAUCAAACAGCCAUACCAGAUGAACCACUGAUCUCUGUCAUUGAAAAAGAGAAGGAUGAAAUUAUGUAUGAAGAAAAUCUUGGUACUUUAACUUCCCAAAGUAUCCCUUCAGGAGAGAUAAAAAUGUCUAAAGAAGUUAUAAAUACUGAUGACUCUCAAAAAAAAGUGGAUAACCAUAUUAUGGAAAAGCAGGUUUCUAACUCAUUGGAACUUGUGAAAAAAACAUCUGUCUGUCUUGAGACUGAUUCAGUUCCUGACUUUUUUGAACCUCAGCAAGAAUUCCAUCCUGGUGGUGAUGUUAAUACUGUAGAAUCCCUGCUUCAUAAAAACAGACAAGAACAAUCCUGUAGCAUCUCUGAAUUUCAAAGGCCAUUUUGUAAUACAAGCCAAACUCAAGGCCCUAAUUUGCUUGCUUCCAAUCAGGCAUUGCAUAAUGAUGCUGCCUCAGAAAGACAACCUGACUUGCAAGACCCUCCUGAGGAACUAAGGAUAUCUGCAGUGUCUUUGGGAGAACCCUCAAAUAAAAUAAGUCAAAAUGCAGGUGCACCCGAGGUUUUUAAGCUUCCUCAAACAAUCCCCAUGAAAGUGUUCCAGGAACAAAAUAUACCUUGUGCUAAAGUAAAGGAUUUCCCAGUUAGGUCAAUAGUAGUUCCACCUGUGGAACAGCUAUCCUCUCAGAAUCAUUUUGAUAUACAUAUGGGCUUAACUGAUGAGACUCCUACGGAAAAUAAACUUAAUUCACAAGAUCUCACAGAACAGUCUGCUUUAAAUUGUAGAAUGAGAAGCUUAUGUAAAAAUCAAGAGAAACAUAAAGCAGAUAGUCAUUGUGAAGUAGCUGAUGUGUCAAAGACUGAUGAUGAAGAAAACGUAAAUCAGCUAGACAUAUCUACAAGAGAUGGCAAUUUUGAAAAAAAUAUUACUCUUAAUAUGGAUGGUCAAAGAUGUCCAAUUAAAUUUGACAAAGAAAGCAAAAAAAGGAAAAAGGAAACAGAAGAAGCAUCUAGUGCAAAAAAGCAAAGAAAGGAAAGUAAUGAAUUAACUUUUAAAAAAACUGGCAAAAAUAGCAAAAACUCAAAAGAGAGAACUUCUGUAGCCUCAAGUUCACCCAGUACAAAGCCAGCCUCAGUCAGGGACAAAGAUCUAUUAUCCUCAGCAUCUUUUAUGUCACCAUCAAAUCUAUGUGCCAAAAAUAUCAUUAAGAAGAAAGGAGAAGUUGUAAUUUCAUGGACAAGGUAAGAAUACUGAAAAAUGAACUACAGUUUUGACUAGGAGAGUGAAAGUGCAAUAGAUCGAGAUUAUGUUUUGCUUUCUAAUACACCACAUCAUGGGCAUUAGCGCUGCUUACUCCUAAUUAAAGGAUUUUGGAAUGCUGAAUAAGAAUGCAUUCCCAUUGUAGAUCUCAUUAAACAUUAUGGCAUUCCUUGGUAAUGAGUGCAUAGCUAUCAUUUACUGCAGGCUCAACUUCUUUAAUCUUUGUUCUGGCAGAGAUAGAGUAAAUAUGCAGUCUUCCAUUACUUGCUAUGAAAAUUGUAUAAGCUGAGAGAGGGGAAUUUAGAAGCCACUCUGAACAUAUGGUACAAAAUUGUUCCCUCAUCUGAAUAAUAGGGAUGUGUAGUUUGUAUAUUGCAUUGUGUAUAUCUGUAACAGCCAGUUUCCAUCUGGAAAUGUCAGCAUUUUACAAUUGAGCAUAGUAGAACAAGUCAUUAUCAAUGCAUUUGCAACAUUUAUUAUCCUUAGUUCAAAAAAGACUCUCAAAUCAAGUCGUAAUGAAAACAAAUGCUAAAGGAUUUUUAAAAAAAGACCUCAAAAUGAUAAAUGAAAAAGCCUUUGCCUAACAGUUGAAAGUUGAAAACAGUGAUGCUGAGGCAUGGAUCUUUGAGCAGAGCAUUAUGUGAAUCUUUUGGUCCCAGCCUCUGGUUCUGCAUCUUUAGAAGGCAAGGGCAUUCCACAGAGACAUUUAGAAAAUUAAUUCAAGUGCAUGAAGAAAUAAGCAGUCUUAGUCAUGCAUGCUUUUCCCAGAAGGUGGGCUAUUAUAUCUGUGGCGGCUUUCUUAAAUAGACCCUACAAAUUAUUGUUUUGCAAAUGGUGCUAGAAAGCUCUAGCAGCUCUCUCCCUUGCACAAGUAGUUUCUAGAGGCCCCUUUAGGAAUCUGAGACAUUGAAGUAUUUUACCUAUGUAGCCUAUAUGUUGUUGGACAGUAAAUGGAAAAUAUCUGAAGAGGAGAGAGGAUGAAACAGAAUGACCACCAGGAAAUUAGUGAAAUAAAAGAACAAAUAUUGAUUGCUUAGAUAACCUGUAGUUAUGUAAUUUGUCAUUGAAUUGAUUUUUUUUCUUUUUCUUAUUGGUUAUAGCUUUUAUAUUGCAUACAUGACUAACUCAGAUGUUCUAGAGGUUCAAAUCUGCCAGCCAGUUUCUGCUCAGAGGCCAUAGUCUUAACUCUUCACUAAAAAGUAUUUCUGAAUUUGACUUUUUAUCAGUUCUACCUCAAUUGAAUGCUAAAAUUGGAAAUAGUUGUAAUACUUUAGAUUUUGUUGUUGUUGUUCAGUCGUU